AUGGCCACUCCCAUAAGGCCAACCGACGACGGAACCUUAGACGCCGAUGUUGCGUCACCAGCUGUUGGCCAUGUCGGGGCUUUUCUUGAUGGCCGCGCCCCUGCGGCACGUCGACGAUGGUCCAUGACCCAGCUGAUGGAUACUACGGUACAGAGUACCUUCAGUACUGCUUCGCGCUUCCUCCACUGGCUUGACACCACCCCUGGCCGCGGUGUCUUGAAAUGCACAAUUGCAUACACACUGGCGAGUAUGGCCACCUUUGUGCCCUUCUUGUCCGACUUUCUCGGUAAGCCCGAUGGAAAGCAUGUCGUGGCCACGAUUACAGUCUACUUCCACGCUGCUCGCUCAACCGGAUCCAUGAUUGAGGCCAUCCUUAUCGCCAUUGUUGCCGUCGCGUAUGCCGAGCUUGUGUCUCUCCUUUCCAUGACCACCUCUGUACUUGUUGGCUCCUCCCUCGGACUAGUCACCCUCGCUCACCUCGUCGUCGUCGUCGUCUUCAUAGGUGGUGGCUUUGGUCUGAUGGGCUGGACCAAGCAGCGCAUGAACAAUCCACUCGUCAACGUCGCCAGCACCCUGGCUUCUCUUGCCAUCAUAUCUGUCUUGACAAAAGAAACGGCAGUCAUUGAUAACGUGUUUUCGAAUCAAAAGAUCGUACAAGUCUUCAAGAUGCUCGUCAUGGGCAUCACUUGCACCGCCGUCGUCAACUUGCUUCUCUGGCGUGUCUCUGCACGUCAGCUUCUGCGAGCAUCCGUCAUACAAUCCUCAGUCUCACUAGGUAGCAUGCUUUCCGAUGCAACUGCCAGUUUUUUAGCCAGCUCCAACGAAACGGCCACUCAACCCGAAUUCCCAGACUCUUACGCUUACUCUCAAGCGCACUCUCUUAUGCUGAAACACCUCCGCGAAGCCAAAUUCGAGCAUUACUUGCUUGGCCAUGUCCGUAUUUACCGCCUCGAAAGAUCAACAGUCAGAUCUAUAGAGACGUUAGCUCAAUCGAUCGGAGCACUACGCAGCGCCGCCAAAGCUCAAUUUGCGCUGCUGAAUGGCGAUGGCCGCGACGCGAUUCUUUUUCAGAUGCAUAGUAGCUCAGCAACAACGCCAUAUAUUACCAGAGAUAUCGAUCCAUUCUCUUUCGUCGCUACUGAAAGCUCCGAAACGACGGGGGCCGGCCCUAGGGACGUCCCGGACCUUCGUGCCGCUGCUCGACUUUUCGCGGAUUUUGCUGACAAGGUCAGACAUCCGAUGCAAAAUCUCUCUAGCAUAUUGUGCCAGGUCUUGACCCAAAUGCCGUUUGCCGGUGCUCCUGACUACGCCAUUCAACUAAAUCAAGGGUUACGCGAGGAGCUAACGAAAGGCCUGGACAUAUUCAAUAGCGCGCGUGCAGAUGCGUUGCAAAGUUUGUAUCACCGCAUUCGUCAAGAAAACGACAGUGGCCACCCCCAAGUUGUGCUAGAAGAAGUCGCUGCGGCUUGCGGGCAUUUCUCAUUUACUUUGCAGAGCUUUGGUGAAGAGAUGAAGACCUACCUAGACGUCUUGGAGGAUUUGAAGCACAGCUAUGACCGGAAGCACUGCAGUUGGCGCUGGCUACUGUGGUGGAAGACGAGCAAACAUGGCCCUGACCUGGCAGCGCUGCCCUUUGACGUGUCAGAGACCGAAGUUCUGGUAAAGCCGAUCAGAAAGUCCGCUGUACCUGCGGGAAUUCCGCGUUCCAUGCGGGAACGGCGAGAUACAUACAAGUGGGACGCAGCUCCUAAUGCAAGCAGACUCUUAUCGAUACUUUCACAAGCCAUCCUUCAGCUCUUGCGAAGGAUGGCGAGUGAUGAUGUCUUGUUUGGUCUAAAAGUUGGCAUCGGCGCCGCACUUUGGGGUAUGCUUGCAUUCAUUGAAGCGACGCGCGACAUGUAUAACCAUUAUCGCGGCGAAUGGGGUCUCUUGUCCUUCAUGAUUGUCUGCUCCAUGACAGUCGGAGCCUCCAACACCACUGGAUGGGCUCGAUUCAUGGGGACUUUUGCAGGUGCCUUCUUCUCGCUGUUCAACUGGAUGGUCAGCCAAGGCAACGGCGCUGCACUUGCCAUUUUGGGAAGCUUCGUCGCCUUCUUCAACUUUUAUCUCAUUGUGGCUUGUGGACGUGCACCGCUAGGGCGCAUGACAAUUCUGGCAUACAACGUGUCGACUCUGUAUGCCUAUUCCCUCAGCCAAAAGGUCGAUGACAAUGAUGAAGAUGAGGGCGGUAUCCACCCCAUAAUGAUGGAGAUUGUCACUCAUCGUGUCAUCUCUGUUUGCACGGGCAUCUUAUGGGGUCUUGCUGUAUGUCGAUUCGUUUGGCCGAUAUCUGCGCGCCUCAAGUUCAAAGAGGGUAUCUCGGUGCUAUUUCUGCAAAUGGGCCUCAUCUGGCGCCGCGGACCGCUCGCCAUCCUAUUGCGCUCCGACUGCUCUCAAAGCUACCUCAAGUCAGGCGAGCAAGUCGCGCUGCAGCGCUACGCCGACCGUCUUGAAUCCCUCCGACACAGCGCCGCGUCCGAGUUUGAGCUACGCGGCCCUUUUCCCUUUGAAGCCAAUGGGCGCAUUCUGGGCAGCGUCAACCGCAUCCUAGAUGGAUUCUAUUCCAUGAGUCUAGUCACGCAGCGUAAAGCGAGUCUCUCUGCUGGUGAGCGUGCGUUACUUGAGUUCACAGCACCAGAGCGCGCUGUGCUGUGUGACCGCAUCUGUCACAUCUUUCAGGUACUGGCCAGCUCCACGAUGCUGGAAUACCCGCUGACGGCCGCGAUCCCGAGCAUCGCCCGCGCGCGCGACCGGUUCUUAAGCAAAGUUUUUGAGUUUCGAGAGAAGACUCCGGCUGCACUCGAUAUUAGCGAAAAGGAUUACGCGCUGUUGUACGCGUAUGCACUUGUCACAGGUCAGGUAGCAGAUGAGUUGAUGAAGAUUACGAGACAUGAGAUUGAAAGCUUGUUGGGGGUGCUGAAGGAUGACCCGCUUCUGACUGAGUGA
This is a messenger RNA of Cordyceps militaris CM01, 2985 nucleotides long. RefSeq lists its product as uncharacterized. Bases 1 to 2985 code for a protein of 994 amino acids. The transcript has 2 exons. The record is from RefSeq and is a predicted model, not a curated record. NCBI's taxonomy places the organism in Eukaryota, Fungi, Ascomycota, Sordariomycetes, Hypocreales, Cordycipitaceae.